AGACUGGGGACGUGACCACGAACAACAUGAAUAACUCCCCUUGAGUCGCAUACAGGGCCUGGGAGAUAUGCCUCUUAGAAUUUUCGUUCAGUGUGUAGAAACCCGUUCGAGGAUUCGGUCGGUACAAGAUUGCGGUGCCGUGUGCUCCUCAAAUGUCGUCUUAUAAACUGUUAUGUAAAAUACGAACAUAAAUAAAUGAUUCAGUGUCAAUGACCCGAUCGUGAUGAGAAGAUUGGUGGUGAAAGAAAAUUUUUGAAAGUGAUAAUUCCGGGCCUUUUUCUUAAUACCCCCAAAGUGCCAAAGAAAAAAAGAAAUCAACAAUUGCCAUCCGGAGAUUUCUUCAGCCUCCUUGCCAACCUUCUUCACUUUGGAAUCAGUCAGCCAAGUCACAUCUUCUCUUUCGCGUGGUGUUUGGUUGACGUGUGUGUGUAUUAGUUUUUGGUGCCGCCGCCACCGGAGGGGCCCCACGGCUCCCCGCGACGCUUCGCUCGGACGUCCAGAAGCGCCAGCGAAUCGCUGUGGCAGCCACGGGAGACGUUCUUCACACACUUAUAUUCAACAAAGACUGUCAAACAAACCAAACCGUUGGAGUGACCGAGAUUGCCUGAACGUUAGGGUUUUUUUUAAUUAAUGUGAAAAAUGCUGUGUAACCUGUGUGUGUUUCUGGUAAAUGCGAAGAAGUGAAUGGAUGUGGCAGCGGAGGACCCUAGAGUGUUUUCUAGUGGUCCUCCUUGUGAUUCAUGCAGCUAGAAUCUCACUGGGUGCUGCACUACCCACAACGGAUGCAUCCACAGCGGAUGAAGUUAUUGCAAAGCACACCCUUGAUUACACAAUCUUCACGGUGCGCGACAGAAUGCCAAAAUUCUGGAGGUUUCGUCUGCAAAAUACUUCGGUGCAGGAUACACCACAUAAUCUCCAGCGGCAUCAAAUGCGUCAGGUGUUUAUGUUUGGUGACACCGAAGCCGGGAGUGGUACCAUCCUAUCGCGUACAUAUCGUAGUGUUGCAGAACGUCGUCGAAGACGACGUGGAGAUACAAAGGAUCCCAAAAAUGUCCUUGAACGCAAUCAGAGGUCAGCCAAUUUAUCCUAUGCCAUGGGAUCCGCAAGAAAAAUUCAACUUUUCAUUAAGAAUCGCUACCUCCAACUCUUGCCAGAUGGAACAGUCAACGGGACACAAAACGUCCACAGUGACUACACCAUUCUCCAGAGAACGACUGUCGAUGUGGGCAAGAUUAAGAUCCAAGGCGUCGCAACUUGCCUAUAUCUCUGCAUGGAUAUGUGCGGAGGAAUUUAUGCUUCGAGAAAAUUUACGGAUGAUUGUGUCUUCAAUGAGACCAUGGAGGAGCAUCAUUUCAACGCAUACUCCAGCACAUAUAACUCAAAUGCCCAGCGUGUCCUCUAUCUGGCCAUCAAUCGGCACGGGCAACCACGGAAAAUGUGGAUCCCACCCACAAGAACACUGGGGAAUCUCACAAAGUAUACCAAUUCUCUCACACAUCUUGUGGACCCAAAACGAGUAGAGGAGCUCGUAUCGCGUAUCUUUGGGCCCAACCACGUACGCCAUGGGUUGAAGCAGCUCUGUGACUCCGGGAAGGCUAUCAAUGCCCAAGAGGUGCCAAUGGCACCACGACCAAAGUGCAAUAUGGGUGGACGGAAGAAGCCCCUAAAGGGGGGUGGUGGCACAAAGUGCACAAAGGGGCACGAAUGUGGGAAGCGAAGAAAAUGCGAAGGGGGUAAGAAGUGCAAUCCAGGAAGUAAGAUGCGGCUAAAGGGGAAGAAUAAGAAGCAACGUAUUAAGGAAUCUGAGCAGCAGACAACAACAGAGGCGGAAGAUAUCGAAGAUAGAACGUUCAUCUUUGAUGAUGAUGCCUGAGACAAGAAGGUUAAAGAAAUUGGGAGUUAUGAAGAACUUCUCUUUUUCUUACUCUUUACCUGUCAAUAUGUGAUGCAUGUGGCCUUCUGAAUUUCCUCUUAUUAGUUGGUGUUCCACUUCGUGGCCAACACCAAGUAUUUUGUAUGUUGUAUCCCGCCUCAGUCAGAAAAUGUAUUUUUUCACCCUUUCCUAGCAUCCUAUUAUUAUUAAGUUCCCAGUGCAAGCUAGUUUGCCAUCCCUUUAGGAUUAUCAUUUUUUUUUCAUAUGAAAAAAAAGUUUAACAAGCCCUAGUUAGUCGUCUAUUUUAAAAUGUAGAAACUCCGUCCAUGAGACACAAAUGAAAUCAUUUCCAUUAUCUUUGACAUCACACAAUAUUUUAUGCAUUUUAUCGCAAGGGGUGUGUUAUUGUAAUGUACAAUUGCAACUCAAUGUUGGAGAAAAAAAUAAAUGAGCAAAAAUAUGGAGAAUUUUAAAAUAAAACUCCUGAACAAA
This is a messenger RNA of Lutzomyia longipalpis, 2365 nucleotides long. RefSeq lists its product as uncharacterized. The record is from RefSeq and is a predicted model, not a curated record. The transcript is spliced from 4 exons. Gene Ontology annotation, biological process: animal organ morphogenesis; cell differentiation; positive regulation of protein phosphorylation. NCBI's taxonomy places the organism in Eukaryota, Metazoa, Arthropoda, Insecta, Diptera, Psychodidae. The coding region runs from base 671 to 1873 and encodes 400 amino acids. Gene Ontology annotation, molecular function: growth factor activity; fibroblast growth factor receptor binding. Gene Ontology annotation, cellular component: cytoplasm.